AUGAAGAAAGGCGGAGGAGUUUCAGAAGAAGCUAAAAAAGGAGGCAAGAAAUUCAAUGGCCCAGAUUCGAUCAAGUACAAAAAGAAGAUGAAGAAGAAGAAUAUGCAGCGAUUGGGAGGAGCAGGCCUCUCUCUCGAAGCAUUCGCCAACGCCAAAACUAGGAACGACAAUUACAACCCUGCCUUAAUUAAAAAGCAAAGGGAGUUCUACAAGAAUGCUAAAUAUGUGCAAAAAUUUAAGAGGUCAUUAAAGCAUCAAGAGAAGCAGAAUGAUCCCUCCACAAUUGCAAGACCAUUGGAGGAUGAAAAUGAAACUGAAGAAGAUCGAAAUGUUGAACAGAAGAACAAGAAAAGCAAGAAGAAAUCCCAAAGUCUCGAAGAAUUGUACAAGAAAAAGCACGAAGAGCAAGAGAAAGCUAGACUAGAAAGGGAAGCCAUAAUUCAGGCAGCGAAGGAAAAAAGAGAGAAAACGGAUGCCAAAAGAAAAGCUUUGAAGGAGAAAAUGUAUAAGAAAACAAAGUCAGGUCAACCUGUUAUGAAAUACAGAAUUGAGCAUAUGUUGGAAACAAUUGAAAAUUUAAACAAGGCAAACAAAGCAACAAGCAGCACAUGA
Molecule: messenger RNA, 612 nt
Organism: Fraxinus pennsylvanica
Lineage: Eukaryota; Viridiplantae; Streptophyta; Magnoliopsida; Lamiales; Oleaceae
Source: the annotation of a GenBank genome assembly